AUGUCAACUUUUGACAUGGAGGCGUACGACUUUGGCUUCCUUUUGCUACGCACGCUCAACUGUCAACGAAUCCAACCAGCUGCGACCAGUCAAAGCGGCAUAUCAUGCGCCGUCAAAUAUCCAUCCCCGUCCAAACACUUCAUUCUCAGAAUUGUCACCAUCAUGACGCACGGUGUCGGCAUCAUCCUUUGCAUCGAUCUCAAUCAUGCGGCCGGCAACCGCUUUGCCCGACGACAAGUUUUUCCAACGGUACCAGUCUCUUUGCGUCCUUUUGUUUCUAUCAUACACCCGCAACAGCAGGAGGUUCCCUCAUACACAGCUAUACUCAUUACAGCCAUGCGAAAAGGGCAAAUGAUAGAAACGACAUUUAGACAGGAUAGACCCAUAUUGGGUCGCGGAUUCCAGAGGAACACGAGAAGUCGGGACGAGGUCGCGCGGAUACCUCGGGACGACAAGCAGCAGGACAAGCUCAGGAAUAACAGCCACUCCCAGGUCUACUCUACUCCUCUUCCCUUGGCUAACAUCCAUGUCGGCCGCUGCUGGUUGGUCGUCUCACUACCGCACUUUUCUCUCUUGCCACCAGACUGGAUCGAGGGGACAGAAGCCAGUCACCAUAACGUCUACGAUUUUUGGGCCUGCCUACCCCUCCACGCCCUCCUCGCAUGGGCCUGGGAUUCUGCUCGCACGUCCCUUGUCAAGCUCAAAUACCACCUCAGCGAGGCACUCCACGUGCAGACUAAAACUUUGUACGCCCCCGAUGUCUGCACUCUGGACAAUGGCUUGACCCUGUCCAACUAUCGUAUGAGCGCCUACGAACCGUCUCGCCUGGACAAGCCCAUGUCAGCAGCUAUCGUGGACUGUCGCAUAUCUUCGUGGACAAUGUUGCACAACCGCAGACAAUACUCAAUUAGAGUUGUGCUGGCAACGAGUUACUGGUUAAUCGUUUCCGGUGCUAUUGAUGAACGCCACAAGGUUGUCAUCGUGCUAACCUCACAGCCGCAAGGUAAUAUCGCGUGCGGUUCUUCAUUCGAUUUCGGUUUUGGUCGCUGCCGUACUCCGUAUGCUUUCCUCCUCAUUUCCUUUCUUAUCAUCCCCUGCCUGCUUGUGCCCUCUUCUGAUCCCUCGCCGCACAACUUCCCAGCCAAUAUCGGAAGCACACCUCGGCAGCAAGGAUUUUUCUCCAUCAAACAGGCCCACCGAUGGUUAGAACGGGGUCACUUUCGGCUGUUCUUUGCAUUUCGGGAGACCUUCGCCAUUGUCCACACAGGGCAAGUGUCUUGCUCACACCGCCUUUCUGCCUCUUUCAGGCUGCAGAACGAGAGGUUGCUAAUUCGAUCGAAUACGGGUGGAUCUUUUGAUUAUUACUCGGAUUCGAACAAUUCACCGGCAGAAUUCGACCUCGGCCGUCUUCUCCCCAUCGAUAUCUGGUCAGCUCGGUACGGAUAUAGAAGGGAAGGUGUGCACGGCCUCAAGCAAUCGGGAUUCAAUGCCACCGCGAAUCGAAUGGGAGAGCCAUGCAGCAUGCCAAGUGUCAGGCAUCGCGGUCUGCAUAACGCUGCUCUGGAAAGAACAAGUCCCGUGCACCAAAGGGAUCAAUUGAUGGAUAUGGAUCGCCGCAACGAGCAGGUGUCAGCACUCUUUCCAGCAAAGCCAAGAAGCAAGUUUCAAGGCUUGUCUGAGACAUAUGUUCCUGACUACGGAUACCUGACUCCCAACGCUUCGAGGCUUGUGCAGCAGCUAGGGCAGAAGGGACAGGCGCCUCAACCGAUACGUCUCACAUUUUGCUGGACAUUCCGCGAGGCCAGACCAUCAGGGACAUUGCGGUCAGUCCCCCCCGGAGGUGUCGUCGACUUCCUGGCAGCACCCGAUGGUGUCAAGCAGAGUGCAGCCAAUUUCAAGCCCCCAACGCGCAAGGAUGCUUCAUUCCCCCUGGUCGAAUUGGGGUGGGUGGGUUGCGCUGGCUCAGCAGACAGUGACCAAGACAUCAAUUCUGGCACUUGCAACCUGGAUGCUGGGAAAACGGCUUAUUUCACUCGCCGCCAGUUGGCCGAGUAUCACGCAUCCACAGCGGCAAGUGACGACGGUCAAAAGCGGUGCGCGGGCCACGGCCAAGGAGACAUGCGCAUGUGGACAACAAGCAGACAGGCCAUCAAGGGCAUUCCCGCAUGCCUCUCGCUGGUCGACGAAGGGCGAGUUGGCGGUGAAGGGACCACAGAGGAGAGUGGGAAGGCCGAUUUCAAGGAGAAAAGGCUCAAGGCUCCCGGCUCCAGGCUGCAGCCAAUUGAGGCACCUAUCACGAUGGCUCCGCUGUUUACGCCGCGCCUAUCAGCAUCCAUUCCGAGAAACACGGCCGGCAGCGGAGCAAUCCAAGUGGAGGUACGAGGCGAGGAGGCGAAAAGACACUCUGUCGGCCGGCAGCAGUGGGAAAGUCGAUUUGCCCAUCUCCCCAUUUGCCGUGGGCCAAUUUUCCUGGCAAUGGUUCACAUGGACAUGAAGAUCGUCCUCCUGCUUCGGAUCCACUACUUCAGCCGUCCAUCCACGGCCAGACAGAUGUCGAUACUCGAUAGUCUCUCAGUUCAACUUUAUGAUGUAUCAUCGUGCGAAUUCCACGAGGGGGGCAGAUUCCUUUCCGCUAUCCGGCCUGGUCAAGCUGGUCUAGGCGAGCGGCCCAUCGAGCACCGCAUCCCCACAAUCAAACAAUCCCUUGCAGCUAUCGGUGCUGUCUUCGCUGCAAAACGUUCAGUGUAUGGAGAAGAUGUCACCGGACUGGAGGAGGUGCGGCCAGAAACAUUUCAACCCCCGCGAAAACAGCCUUCGAUCAAGUCUACUUGCAGCGAAACUCACGAGUCGAUGAGAGCAUCAAACUCCUCCAACCUGGCUAGGGUUUCUUUCUCUACCAGCUCAUAUGACUACCUCACUAUUGUAACUGGUCGUUCUGCAGAUUGUCUUCUGCAUCAACACCUCGGAACCUGA
This is a messenger RNA of Colletotrichum lupini, 2973 nucleotides long. RefSeq lists its product as uncharacterized. The record is from RefSeq and is a predicted model, not a curated record. Bases 1 to 2973 code for a protein of 990 amino acids. Lineage: Eukaryota; Fungi; Ascomycota; Sordariomycetes; Glomerellales; Glomerellaceae. The transcript is spliced from 20 exons.